Messenger RNA from Prunus armeniaca (apricot), 1701 nucleotides. NCBI's taxonomy places the organism in Eukaryota, Viridiplantae, Streptophyta, Magnoliopsida, Rosales, Rosaceae. The record is from the annotation of a GenBank genome assembly.
AUGGUUGUUCAGGCUUCUCUCAUACUGGUUCUCCUUGUAAUCUUCUCCUGCACUCUAGUAGCGAUUGCUGGAAUUCACAACCACAACAAUCAAACUCCUAAUGGCUCCACUCUCGCUGGCAUGGAAUUGCCAGAGCAUAUGAGCUUUAAUGCUGUCUCCUCCUCAUCCCACACUGGAUGUAGCCUCAGCAGCUCAAAGAAAACCAAGCAAUCAGAUUCAACCAUGGAAAAAGCAGUGUCCGAUAAUGAAGAAUCUGACGACGAGGAUGAUGAAGUAGUUGAUGAUUCUAUGACAAAAAUAGGACCCCAUAAACAAUCUGUGAAGCUCCACCUGAGGCACAGGUCACUGAACAGAGUAUCCGAGCGUAAGAGUUCUGUGAUUGAGUCCACAGUCAGAGACUUGGUCAGAAUUCAGACCCUCCACACAAGGAUUGUUGAGAAAAAGAAUCAAAAUACCAUUUCAAGGCUACAGAAAGACAAGAAGGUCCACGAAUUCAAGCCAGUUGUUGCUCCAGCAGCCUCGCCGGAGUCUUAUACAAGCGAGCUUUCCGGUCAGCUUCAGGCGACUUUGAAGUCCGGGGUCAGUCUCGGUUCUGGAGAGUACUUCAUGGAUGUUUUUAUUGGUACACCUCCUAAACACUUCUCUUUGAUACUUGAUACUGGUAGUGAUCUUAAUUGGGUUCAAUGUGCACCUUGCUAUGCUUGUUUUGAGCAAGAUGGACCACAUUAUGAUCCUAAAGAUUCCACCUCUUUUCGGGACAUAAGUUGCCAGGAUCCGCGGUGUCGAUUGGUUUCGUCCCCGGAUCCUCCUCAGCCUUGCAAGGCUGAGAACCAAACAUGUCCCUAUUUCUACUGGUAUGGGGACAGUUCCAAUACAACUGGGGAUUUUUCCCUUGAAACCUUUACUGUUAAUCUCACAUCACAUACUGGGAAGGCAGACUUUAAAAGAGUGGAGAAUGUGAUGUUUGGAUGUGGCCAUUGGAAUAGAGGCCUGUUUCAUGGGGCUGCAGGAUUGUUAGGACUUGGGAGAGGGCCUCUCUCCUUUGCCUCUCAGCUUCAAUCACUUUAUGGCCAUUCAUUCUCAUACUGUCUGGUAGAUAGAAAUAGUGACACCAAUGUUAGCAGCAAGUUAAUUUUUGGGGAGGACAAGGAGCUCUUGAGCCACCCAAAGUUGAGCUACACCUCAUUGGUUGGAGGCAAAGAAAACCCUGCUGAUACAUUUUACUAUGUCCAGAUAAAAUCCAUCAUGGUUGGAGGGGAAGUGGUUGACAUACCAGAGGAGACUUGGAAUUUGACACCAGAAGGUGCUGGAGGCACAAUCAUUGAUUCUGGCACCACACUGAGUUAUUUUGCAGAUCCUGCAUACCAGAUUAUCAAGGAGGCAUUUUCAAAGAAGGUUAAAGGCUAUCCAGUUGUAAAAGACUUCCCAUUUUUAGAUCCUUGUUACAAUGUGUCUGGUGUUGAGAAGAUAGAGCUUCCAGAAUUUGCAAUUCUGUUUGCUGAUGGAGCAGUUUGGGAUUUCCCAGUUGAGAAUUACUUUAUCCAGAUCGAUCCGCAAGAGGUUGUUUGCUUGGCAGUGCUAGGAACUCCAAAAUCUGGUCUCUCAAUCAUUGGUAACUAUCAGCAGCAGAAUUUUCACAUCCUCUAUGACACAAAGAAGUCUAGGCUAGGAUAUGCACCAAUGAAAUGUGCUGAUGUUUAA